AUGAAAGUUAAGAUCAUAUUAGCCUGCAUGAAUUUUGUGAUGUGCAUAAUGGUAAAGGUUGUAAUGUUCCGUUUGCUUCCACUGUCUUCCUUAGGGCAAGAGGAUUACAACAGGCUGAGGCCUUUGAGCUACAGGGGGGCAGAUGUCUUUGUCCUGGCCUUCUCUUUAGUUAGUCAUGCAAGCUACGAAAAUGUGUUGAAGAAGUGGGUUCCUGAACUGCAGCAUUUUGCUCCUAGCAUUCCAGUGGUGCUAGUUGGCACCAAAUUGGAUCUCCGAGAAGACAAGCACUAUUUGGCUGAUCAUCCUGGCCUGGUGCCUGUAACUUCUGAGCAAGGAGAGGAAUUGCGUAAACUGGUAGGAGCUACAUAUUAUAUUGAGUGCAGCUCAAAAACUCAGCAGAACGUGAAGUCAGUUUUUGAUGCUGCUAUCAAGGUGGUCAUCAAGCCUCCACAUAAACAAGAGAAGAAGAAAAAACCACGUCGAGGGUGUCUUCUGUCAGUACACUUUUUUCAUAUCAUAACAACUCCUGCACGUGAAACUGUCUUACUUGAGGAUAGAUCAUUAAGUGUUGAUUACUGCUAUCACAAUCAAAAUUAUCCAUACAUGUAG
Molecule: messenger RNA, 609 nt
Organism: Sphenostylis stenocarpa
Lineage: Eukaryota; Viridiplantae; Streptophyta; Magnoliopsida; Fabales; Fabaceae
Source: the annotation of a GenBank genome assembly